AUGCCUGGCAAUGACAACAUAGUCAACAUUGCAGCAGGAGGAGGUAGCCUCGAGGUGGUUGAGCGAUUACUUAAAGCAAACGCCGAUUUUAAUGCCCCUGCUGCUAGUGACUAUACUGGGCGAACAGCACUUCAAGCAGCAGUGGAAAGAGGUUACCUCGAUGUUGCGUAUCGACUAACACAGGCUGAGGCAAUCUGA
Messenger RNA from Penicillium samsonianum, 198 nucleotides. RefSeq lists its product as uncharacterized. The coding region runs from base 1 to 198 and encodes 65 amino acids. The transcript has a single exon. NCBI's taxonomy places the organism in Eukaryota, Fungi, Ascomycota, Eurotiomycetes, Eurotiales, Aspergillaceae. Gene Ontology annotation, molecular function: protein binding. The record is from RefSeq and is a predicted model, not a curated record.